Neltuma alba is the source of this 885-nucleotide messenger RNA. RefSeq lists its product as uncharacterized. The record is from RefSeq and is a predicted model, not a curated record. Bases 33 to 473 code for a protein of 146 amino acids. The transcript is spliced from 2 exons. Lineage: Eukaryota; Viridiplantae; Streptophyta; Magnoliopsida; Fabales; Fabaceae.
AAUAAUCUGAUCUCGCGGCUUUCUCAGCCACCAUGAUGUUUAAGAUUAAUAUCCAUCCAAAAGUAUGGAGAUUCCUAGGUUUCGUGUCAAGUGUAGUUGGAUUCGUCUGUUAUGCCUUCAGCCCCUCAUUCCACGACCUGUUUGGACACUGGACUUUGUUCAGCAUCGUAUUGUACUCCACUCUGAGCACCAUAUUCUCCAUCUUGACGCUGUUGGUAAACAAGUGUCCCCAGUUCUCUAAGGUUUUCUUGCUGAAAGCACACGUUGGGUUUCUGGCUCUGAUGCUCACCUCUCUCUAUUCUUUUUACGAAGACCGAAGCAAACAACAUGAGGAAGACGAAAAGGGACGAAGGAACAUGUUGAGCCUUGUCUCCUUUGCAGCAUUUGCCUUCAUGUCGGUCUGCUUGUCUAAACAAAUCCAACCAGAAUUUGAUCUGGACGGGACUGCUCAAUCUUGGCGAUACAGAACGUGAAGUCAUGCGGACUCUUGCUGAUAAUAAUGGUGACGAAGAAGACCACAUGGAAAUGCCGAGUUUAGAUAACGAUGGCCAAAAGGGAUUGGAUGCGGUUGUGGAAAUUCAAGAAGAAACUGGAUGUGACAAUAUUGAUGAAUUGGAUACAUGGUUUCAAGCUUUUCAGGGCCCAGCAAGUUUCUCCUCUCCUUUGUGAUGGAUGGGAAUGGGAUUUCAAAGUUAGGCCUCAUUCAGUUGGAUCAGAUCGGCCCAGUUCGUAGCCACUUCAGGCCCAAUCUCUUCUCUCUGAUCAUAAAUUCUUUUCGUAACAUAUUUUUUCCAUUAGUUUUUUGGUUUGUUUUAUUUCACAUAAUGCACUUUGUGGAAUGUUGACACGGUAAAAAAAAAAGCUAGAGCAAAACAAAAACUUCAA